AUGCAGUCAACAAUCAUGUUUGCCAUUUUGAGAAACCAGCUCUGGCCAAACUUGGAGAUGCAGUCUUCCUCAGGCAAAAACAGCACAAGAUGUCUUGCCACCGUAAACCAAUACAGAUGGAAAAAAGUUAGAACCAAGGCAGAUAUGCCAAAGAAAAUUAUUCCUAAAUCAAGGCAGGUGCUUCGUGGCCCUCAGAGAAAAGGAGUUUGUAUCAAGGUUUUUACCCGAAAACCAAAGAAACCCAAUUCUGGGAACCGGAAGUGUGCGCUGCUGAAACUUAGCAGUGGGAAAGUUAUCACUGCGUAUAUUCCUGGCGAGAAAGCAGUGUUGCAGGAGCAUGGUGUGGUGUUGUUUGAAGGUGGUAGAGUGCAGGACUGCCCUGGAGUCAAAUAUAAGAUAAUUAGAAAGAAGUAUGACAUGAACUAA
Orbicella faveolata is the source of this 426-nucleotide messenger RNA. RefSeq lists its product as uncharacterized. Gene Ontology annotation, molecular function: structural constituent of ribosome. Lineage: Eukaryota; Metazoa; Cnidaria; Anthozoa; Scleractinia; Merulinidae. Gene Ontology annotation, biological process: translation. Gene Ontology annotation, cellular component: ribosome; small ribosomal subunit. The record is from RefSeq and is a predicted model, not a curated record.